AGUGCAGAAGAAAACAGGACGACCUCGAGUCUACUCCUUGCAUUGUGUCAGUCUACUAGGAGUACAAUACAGCGUAUGCUCACUCUCCGUGCGAAUAGCUAGGAAUACAAGAAAGCAAUAAGCAACUGAGGACCAGCCGGCGACCGUCGCGAUGCCGUCGUCGGAAGCCGGCGUUCAGGAGGCGGAAGAGCCGAGGGAGUCAUCGGAGUACAAGCUCCGGAAGCAGCUCUUGCUGCUGGCCGCGCUGGUGGUCAGCGUCACCUACGUGGCGGGGCUGAACCCACCAGGCGGGGUGUGGCAGCAGGACGGGCCUGCUCCUGCUCCUGCUCCGGCUCCGGCAGCUGCGGCCGGCGGUGUCAGCAUCAAUGCUGGGGCACCUAUCCUCCGGUUCACGCACCGCCGCAGGUUCCUGUCGUUCUACUACUGCAACUCCACGGCGCUCGCCGCGUCACUCGUCGUCAUCUUCCUCCUCCUGCUCAAGAACCCCAACAGGGUCCAGCUGACCGUGCUGCGCCUGGUCAUGGUGCUGGACCUGCUUGGCCUCAUGGGGGCCUACCUCGCCGGCAGCUGCCGGGACAAGCCAGCCACCGUGUACACCACAUCGCUCGUGCUCGCGCUCUCCGCCUACGUAGGCGUACACAUCCUGCAGGGCUUGUCACACGACAGCUCUCCAUCUUCGCCGGCGGCGGCGGCGGAGGAGGAGGAGGAGCGUAAGGACGGCCGUGUCCUUCUCAGGCCCAAGGAACAGCGCAAGGUCCUGUUGCUGCUCGCCACCUUCGCGACGGCCAUCACCUAUGUUGCUGGGCUCAACCUUCCUGGGGGCUUCUGGGACACGUUCGACGACGACGGCCGGAGACGCCACGGGCACCGCUACCGCCCCGGCGAAUCACUCGUCGAGGCGCACCACCGGGGCCACCUGAGGAUGUUCUUCUACUGCAACACCACCGCGUUCGUGGCGUCCCUCUUCAUCAUCGUGCUGCUCUUGCACCCGGAGAAGAAGAAUAAGCUCACCGCGAGCUCCACGCGGUCGUUCGCGCUGCACGUGUUCGUCCUCGGCUCCCUCCUCGGUCUCAUGGCGGCCUACGAUGCCGGCAGCUGCCGAGACAGUGACUGCAGUGUCUAUGUUGUCAGCCUGUUCGGUGCUGUUCUCGCAUUCAUCUUCCUUACAAUGCUGGUUAUCAUGUCGGUGAAGGGUCUCAGCUGUGCCCAUCCUCGAAACCAUGCUCCGUCGUCCCCGGCUCCGGCAGCAGAUUGGUCAUCUCACACUGACUGUGAUCAUCGUGACGACGACGAUGAGGAGCAUGGCAGCCAGACAAUGUCAUCCUCACCGCCGCCGCCACCGGCAACGUCGUCGCCAAAUGGACAAGAAGCUGGCAGCGUUGGUAGCAUCAUUACUGGAGAUGAGGCGGCGACCGUCCAUCUCGAGAAGAAGAAGGCAAUAAAGAAGGUGAAGUCUCUGAUCCUGCUGCUCGCCAAUCUGGCGACCACCAUUACAUACCAGGCAGGGCUGGACCCGCCUGGUGGGUUCUGGCCAGAGGACGGCGAGGGCCACCGUGCCGGCGACGCCAUACUCCUGUCGAAAGACCCGGCACGCUACAAGUAUAGAUUUCCAAACGGGCGGCCCGGCCCUAACCUGGCCCAGGCACUAUUCGGCCCGGCCCUAUCGUGUCGUGCCUUGUUGGGCCGUCGUGCCAGCCGUGCCGUGCCAAAUAGGGCCGUCGUGCCCAACCCUCGGCCCAGGCACGGCCCUAUGGAGACUUGGUCGUGCCGUGUCGUGCCGAAGGCCCGUCGGGCCUCCCAGGUCCGUCGUGCCGCCACCGCCUGCAGACGCUGAUGGAGGCGCGCCACCAGCUUAGCCAUGGACCUGCAUCGCGCGCGCAUGCACGAGGAUGCGCAGCCGCCUCAGUCGCGCCUCGUCGUCAUCGGGAGUUCAGGACGGGAGGAGCAGAGAGGAAAAAGAACGACGACUGGGUGAAAAGAAUAAGAGAAAGUGCUUUUAUACCUAGCUUAGAGAUGUUCUAAG
Sorghum bicolor (sorghum) is the source of this 2023-nucleotide messenger RNA. RefSeq lists its product as uncharacterized. Lineage: Eukaryota; Viridiplantae; Streptophyta; Magnoliopsida; Poales; Poaceae. Bases 152 to 1834 code for a protein of 560 amino acids. The record is from RefSeq and is a predicted model, not a curated record. The transcript has 2 exons.